Messenger RNA from Nicotiana attenuata, 701 nucleotides. Its product is annotated as heavy metal-associated isoprenylated plant protein 3-like. The transcript has a single exon. The record is from RefSeq and is a predicted model, not a curated record. Gene Ontology annotation, molecular function: metal ion binding. The coding region runs from base 16 to 600 and encodes 194 amino acids. NCBI's taxonomy places the organism in Eukaryota, Viridiplantae, Streptophyta, Magnoliopsida, Solanales, Solanaceae.
AUAACAUGUAUAAAAAUGGAAGAAACUGAGCCUAAUUCCUUACAAGAACUGUGUUGUCGAAAAAUACAUAUAACAAUUUUCUUGAUUCAAGUGAUGGAAGAAGAAAUCGAGCAAAAUGUCAGUGCAAACUUUGAAAUAGACAUGCACUGUGCCUGUAAAGGUUGCAAUUCAAGAGUUCACAAAUGCAUUCAAGAUUUGCAGGAUAAUAAAGGCCUAAAGUCAUCAGGGAUUUCAAUCGAGCAGAAGGGAACAAAGUUCAUGGUAAAAUUAGUUGGCAAAUUGAAUCCAGUGAAGCUGCAAAAGAAACUAAAGGGGAAACUGAAGAAGAGAGUUGAACUCGUUGCGCCUGAACCAAAUGAAGAAGAUGGCGCCGCCGCGGAGGAAAAAGAAGAAAGUGGCAGAGUUGAAGACAACGAGGCCGAGCAGAGUACUGAGCAGUUCCGUCACAUUCAUUCAUUGCCAGUUUCUACCUAUGCGUUUGUACAUGAGGACUAUCAUUAUGAUCCUAGCCAUCUUGUCCCUGUUAGAGUAGAGAAUUCGCUAUUUGUUCUCUUUUACUGCCUUGGAGUUUUGCUGGUUCUUUGUAUUGUUCUUAAUUGAAGUGUGUACUAAGAUCUUCUUUGUAAUUAAAAAUUGUAAGGUUACUUCCACAAUUCCAAUAAUAAGGUACAAUCCUGAAAAAAGAAACAAAUAAUAGCAUG